AUGUCCACCAAAACCCCCGUUCUCACCGACAAGGCUCCUAAGCCCCUCCCUGGCAUCUAUUCCCAGGCCAUUGUCGCCAAUGGUGUCGUGUACUGCUCCGGCGCUGUCCCUAUGGACGCUGCCACUGGCAAGCUGAUCGACGGAGAUGUCAAGGCUCAUACUGUAAGAGCAGACUGCAUCCACUAUCUCACCAAUUGGCGUGUCGCUAACACCAUCACUAAACAGCACCAAUGCAUCAAGAACUUGACUCACAUCCUCGAGGAGGCCGGUACCGAUAUCACAAAGGUCGUUAAGGUCAAUGUUUUCCUAUCAAACAUGGAUGACUUCGCCGAGAUGAACUCUGUGUACAUGCAGUACUGGGGUGAUGUGAAGCCCUGCCGAACCUGUGUCGCGGUCAAGACGCUCCCUCUUAACACUGAUGUUGAGAUUGAGUGCAUUGCUGUGCUGUGA
Penicillium salamii is the source of this 450-nucleotide messenger RNA. Lineage: Eukaryota; Fungi; Ascomycota; Eurotiomycetes; Eurotiales; Aspergillaceae. The record is from the annotation of a GenBank genome assembly.